AUGCCGGGCGGUCCGUCCGCUCGCCAGGUCCGUAUCGUCGACCUGCCGGUUGGAGCCACCGAAGACCGUCUCGUCGGUUCGCUGGACAUCGAGCAGGCCAUCAAGUCCGGCGAAAAGAAUUUUGAGCCUGGGCUGAUCGCCUCUGCCCACCGCGGCAUCCUGUACAUCGACGAGGUCAACCUCCUCAACGACCACCUCGUCGACGUGUUGCUCGACGCCGCCGCCAUGGGCCGCAACUACGUGGAGCGCGAGGGCAUAUCGGUCAGCCACGACGCGGAGUUCAUGCUGGUUGGCACCAUGAACCCGGAGGAGGGCGACCUCCGCCCUCAGCUCCUGGACCGCUUUGGGCUGGCCGUUGAGGUUGACGGUGUUUUCGAACCCCCCGAACGCCGCGAGGUCGUGCGCCGCCGCAUCGCUUUCGAGGGCAGCCCCUUUGAGUUCAUGGACGGUUGGGCAGACGCCGAACAGGCCGAGCGGGAGCGGUUGCUCAGCAGCCAGCAGCGCCUGGCCGAAGUGGUCGUCCCCGACUCGAUCCUCGAGCUCAUCACCGACAUCUGUGCCGAGUACCAGGUAGACGGUCUGCGCGGCGACAUCGUGAUGUACAAGACCGCCAGUACCAUCGCGGCCUACGAGGGUCGCACCGUCGUCGACGUUGAAGACGUGCGUGAAGCCGCGCUGAUGGCCCUCCUCCACCGCCAACGUCGCCAGCCAUUCCAGCAGCCCCAUCUCGUCACCGAGCAGCUGGACAAUAUGCUCGACGACUUCCAGAACCAGCAGCGCGACCGGGAGCCGUCAAACGACCAGGACUCUGGUAAUGACGACCCCGGCGAUUCCGAUAGCGAUAGAGAACCCGACCCUUCCGAAGAUCAGGCUGAAGAACCAACCGACGCCGCCCUCGGCGACGAAUGGUUCGAGGUAGGCGACCCUACGCUGUCCAGAACCUCCAGGUCCAGCCUCCCCGACCGGCGUGCUCGGCACUCUUCCGGUCGCCGCGCUACCACCGUGAGCGGCACCUCGGUCGGGCGUUACGUCGGCGCCCGCCUCCCCGAAGGCUCCGUCUCCGACCUGGCGCUGGACGCCACCCUUCGCGCCGCCGCUCCGCACCAGCAGUCCCGCCGCCAGGCCGCGGACGGGGACGCCUCAGCCCUCCUCAUAGAACCUUGGGAUGUCCCGGUUCCAUGGGCGCACAGCGUCGCAUGGUUGCCGUCCAAGGGCGCGGUCAUGUCGCUGCUGCUCGACGCCUACCAGCGUCGCGAUCGUGUGGGAUUGAUCGCUUUCCGGGGAACCGGCGCCGAGGUGCUGCUUCCACCCACCGGCAGCGUCGAAAUGGCCCAGUGGUGUCUCCAGGAGAUGCCCACCGGCGGGCGCACUCCCCUGGCCCGCGCCCUCUAUCUCGCCAUGGAAACUCUCGAAACCGAACGCCUGAAGGAUCGGGACGUGCUGCCACUCCUGGUGCUGAUGUCCGACGGCCGCGCCAACGUCACCCUCGCCGGCGACCAGUCCUCCAACGUCCUCAACCUUCCUGACGAAGAUUUCAUCAAGCUCGAGCUCGCCAGGAACAUCGCCGACGCCAUGUCCGCGCGCUACAUCAAGCUCGACGACCUGGCCGCGCAGAGCCUCGCCGACGCCGUCCGCAGCGAACUGCCCGGCGAUCGUCCGGUGGAAGAUAUCGCCCAGGCUUAA
Messenger RNA from Geodia barretti, 1683 nucleotides. The record is from the annotation of a GenBank genome assembly. Lineage: Eukaryota; Metazoa; Porifera; Demospongiae; Tetractinellida; Geodiidae.